Molecule: messenger RNA, 1918 nt
Organism: Daphnia pulicaria
Lineage: Eukaryota; Metazoa; Arthropoda; Branchiopoda; Diplostraca; Daphniidae
Exons: 4
Coding region: 57-1778 (573 amino acids)
Source: RefSeq, a predicted model, not a curated record
AGACGCACCAACCAUCGAUAUUUGAUAGUGAGCUAUAUCGCUCAUCUGAGUCCACUAUGGCUUCUCUUAACCAACGAGGAUUCCAGCAUGUUGUCAUUCUACUCUUUAUUUUAGCAUUUGUCAUCAGCUCAUCUUUGGGAACUUCGUUAUCUUCAAAAAAUAAAGAACGAAAAGAGUUGAAAACACCUGAAACAAACCAAACAGCAUCCCCACCAUCUUAUCCUGUGGCAAAUGCAAAUUCCACAGCUGAUAUAGUUACAGAAACUUCAUCAAUCACUGCUCUUCCGAUUUUGGCAAACACUAGCGAUAGCACAAACUCUACGUUAACCAAUACGACUUUAUCGACUCCGAGCCCAAUAGGCCUAUCUGAUACAGAAACAGCGGGUUCGGAAGCCCCUCUCGAAGCACGAGAACACGUAGCCUGGCACACGGAAGACUUGCUUGUCCCUACACCGAAAAGUGUACAUCUGCUUGCGCAACUAAUGGCUUUAUCGAUGUCGCAAAUUGAUACGGCUUUUCGUGGCAGUUCCCAAAGAAGUCAAUCAGUUUCUAUCCAGUACAACAAAAGUUUUCGCACUACGAUGCAGCAGAUCAGUCAAAAACUGAACAAUGCUCUCUCGCAAGCCAGCACUAAUUCAGAAACGAUCGCUACUUCUCUUCUGAAUGCACCUGAAAAACUUGAAGAGGCUUUCAAUUACUUAAAUAAAUUCAAAAUUUCCAGUCGAAACGCCAAUUUUUUGGUUUUACCUUUGAAGAGCUUAAAAGAUACCAGCGAUCAGACUAUUAAUCUCUCUAAUCAGGUGGUCAGCCAACUUUCAGGAUUAGUGCGACUAGCGGACGAGAUAAUCGAAACUGUCGAUUCAUCCAAGACAGAAAAAGUACAGCAGAGGGAGGCCGUAUUGGCUAAAUUACAGUCGGCACAAACAGAUAAAAGUAUAAUCGAGAAUGAAACCUUUGUUAUCGAAAAAGAAAUUGAACAAUUGAAACGAGAAGUACGUUUGCACAAAAUGGACGUAGAAAUUGCCAUUGAAGACUUGAAAAAUUUAAGAUCAAAAGCAAACGACGAAUCUCGGUGCUAUUGGACAUUCAACCAGGAGGAAGGACUAGACUUAUAUAUUUGCCCUUAUCGGCCGCAAUCUUCCAAAAUUCGCGAAGCAGAUAAAGCCAAAGAAGAACCUCAAAAGUUGUUCGAAUCAGCAAUGAAACGACUCGCUGAAAAAGAGAAAUUAGCGCGAGAUCGAAGAGAGAAAGACAAUAAACUCUUAAUCACAAUGAAAAAACUAUUUGCUGAUAAGGGCCAAAUUGCUGACGACAUCCAGUUGCUGGAAAAAAGUACAACAUUAUUUACGGGAUUGGUGGGAAAUUUCACGAUGCUGGAAAGGAGUUGGACCACCUUUGCUGGUAUCUGUAAAGACAUUCAAGAAGGUUCCGCCAAGAGCCACGCUACAGUCGUUGAAACUAUUGAAAACCCCAGCCGCUGGAACAACACUCUUGCAGAUAAACUUGCAGAGCAGUUGAAAGACACCCAGGAAAAUCUGUCGUUGCUCAAGACAAUCGUCCAGUCUUACCUGGAGGGUUACGCGCGACACAUCGUGGAGGUGGUCGCAGAAGCGGAACAAAUGAUGACCAAGAGAGGCCAUCCACAGGAACUUGAACGCCGUCUUCUAAGAAAAUGUGAACUGGCUUCUCGAGGAUUACAAAGUUUCAUUCAAAGUAAUUCACAGCUACACGAAGCUGACUCUCAAAUCACGCAAAAAAUCAAGAUUAUAAUCAGAUAGAGUAGCUACCUUGUACUUUUGCUUAAUGUGCAUUAUGCUUUAUUGCCACGAACCCUGUUUGUCGGCAAAUGCACAAAAUAUAUUAGUCUGCUUUGCUGUAACAUGAUUUGGAAACACAAUACAAUUUCUGUAGAUACGAA